UCUCAAGUGUUAGAUAUUUAAAAUUCAAAUUAGCAAGUCUCGUCCCGUCCGUGACUUCCGUUGCUACGGAUCCGCGAAUAGGAGAACAGGCUAAUACCCAAGAUGAGCAGUAUCUGGAAGUAACAGAUUUAAACUUUUCAUCAUCCAUACAGGAAGUUAUGACGGAGUUGUGAACGCUGAAUAGUGAUGGUUGACUUCCAGUCCCGGUACCGGCUCUAUGGUCACGGUUACACCUCCCCAGAGCUGAAAUACCCGGUCCCCACGUACAGGGAACUCUACCACAACAAGGCACCGACCAUAUUCCCACGGAGACCGAGAGCUCAUGACUGCAGACAGGAGGCGAUGAAGGACUUCGUUGAUGCUCGGGAGUGGGAGACUUGGCUUCUCUCCCAGGGACUGAAGCAGACGAUUCGGAGCGCCACUACACUCAACGUAAAGGUUAAAGAGACGUACUCCGACGGAACAAAAAAGGAGCCGAUUGUUCCUUUAAACCCGGUACCUAGUAAGGAGAGACCAGAAAAGUUGCUGUUCAACGUCGGAAUUCGUGGAAAUGGGGACGGCGAUUUUAACUUUCCGAGGAGCAUCAUUACAACACGUGAUGGAGAUAUUGUAGUAGCGGAUACUAUGAACCAUCGAAUACAGAUCUUUAAUUCGUUUGGAGUUUUCAUAUCGAAAUUUGGGAAGAGAGGAAUAGGUAAACUGCAGUUCUCUGAACCGGCGGACGUGACGGAAAUCCCGAACGGAGACUUGGCUGUGGCAGACAAACGAAACAAAAGAGUUCAGAUUGUCACUCAGAGUGGUCAGUUCCGGAGUGUGUUCCAAACAGUUGACGAACCGUACAGUAUAUCAUGUGACUACAGUGGUAACGUCAUCGUGUCAACGACACGAAGAACCCUAGAAGUCUAUAAAAAGGGAGGGAAGUUGGCACAUCGAUUCAGCAUUCCGGGAAUCUCUCGUGAUAGCUUUGGGUGCAAAAUUUGUGUUAAUAACAGACAAGAAAUCAUAGUGUGUGAUGCCGUAAAUUCGACGAUAAAAUUCUUCACCUACGAAGGCAGAUAUGUAUCGAAAUUUUCUCCUCAAACACACGGUGAAGGGUUGACAAUGAUUCCAUCUGGGAUCUCAAUAAAUCGAAUGGGGGAAAUACUAGUCGCGGAUUCCCUGAACCAUACUGUUAACGUUUACAAUGACACAGGAACUCUCGUUAAACAAGCCAUUUGUCCCACAGAUCAAGCGGGAUGUGUCCAGGCAUGUGCAGUGGGACCGGAAGGGCAUCUGGUGACCACAGAAUUCAGUUUAUCUGGUCCCCACUCCUUGAAGAUUUUUCGAUAUCGUCCGUGUCACUGCCAUAUCACCAGGCCAGGGUCCAGCAAACGACGCACGCCCACUCCUCAGUCAUUCAGAUAACAUGUUGACGUAUAGUCAUGAAUACGAAAGAACGAUAUCAUUAAAUUCUACAACAUAAUUUUUCAAGGCUGUGAUAAUUUUGUUAUGGAUUCAUUUUGCUAUGAACUUAGACUUUAUGUAUUAGAUAUGUGCUAUUAUUUAAGAUAGUAUUAUUGAUGUUGUUAUGUUAGUGUCAAAACCGAUUAAAUGCUGUAUAAGUUAU
Messenger RNA from Ostrea edulis (European flat oyster), 1606 nucleotides. Its product is annotated as tripartite motif-containing protein 2-like. Gene Ontology annotation, biological process: proteasome-mediated ubiquitin-dependent protein catabolic process; protein polyubiquitination; negative regulation of translation. Gene Ontology annotation, molecular function: protein binding; translation repressor activity; ubiquitin protein ligase activity. NCBI's taxonomy places the organism in Eukaryota, Metazoa, Mollusca, Bivalvia, Ostreida, Ostreidae. The coding region runs from base 187 to 1404 and encodes 405 amino acids. The transcript has 5 exons. The record is from RefSeq and is a predicted model, not a curated record.